Molecule: messenger RNA, 2493 nt
Organism: Pediculus humanus corporis (human body louse)
Lineage: Eukaryota; Metazoa; Arthropoda; Insecta; Psocodea; Pediculidae
Product: Diacylglycerol kinase beta, putative
Exons: 18
Coding region: 1-2493 (830 amino acids)
Biological process (GO): intracellular signal transduction; diacylglycerol metabolic process; lipid phosphorylation
Cellular component (GO): plasma membrane
Molecular function (GO): calcium ion binding; ATP-dependent diacylglycerol kinase activity
Source: RefSeq, a predicted model, not a curated record
AUGAACACGUAUUUGGAUGUGAACACGCCGGAAGAUCUCGUUCAACAUCUUUUCCUUUCGUUUGUACUUUUAAGUUCGACAACCGCUUGUGCCGCAAUAACACCAUAUACAACAACAACAAAAGGAGCUGUUGGAGCUCCAGGUUCCGUCCCGAACGUAGCAACCUGCGUCGUCGAUUUCGGUAGAGAUUUGGAAUUUCACAGGCCUUUGGGAAGCCUUUUCAGCGGUUUUACUGAAAAAUUACAAUCUCUGGGUUAUCAUAAAAGCGAAAUCGAAGGAAGAACGAGAACAGGAAGCGUCGGAGCUGCCGUUCAUCCAAUGUUAACGGUAACGCAUAAUUCGUAUUCCUGCCACGAAGUAUUGGAAAAAAAAUCAACGGAUUCGAGUCCGAGUCACAGUCCGAUAUCGAGAAAUUCUUCGAAAAAAUCAAGUAAUUCCGCAUUGGUUGUGAACAAUGACAAAAGAGAAGAUGGUAAAAUAAUUCAAGAGCCUCCAGUUGAUAUAAACACGUUAAGGGUAUCACUCAAGGAUAUCGCUUGUUAUUUAUCACUUUUGGAAGGUGGACGACCGGAAGAUAAAUUAGAAUUCAUGUUUCGACUCUACGACACGGAUGGAAACGGAGUCCUCGAUACAAACGAAAUGGAUUGUAUCGUCAAUCAAAUGAUGAACGUGGCAGAAUAUUUAGGUUGGGACGUCACGGAAUUAAAACCAAUUUUACAAGAUAUGAUGAUAGAAAUUGAUUAUGAUGCUGAUGGUACUGUUUCGUUAGAAGAAUGGACGAGAGGUGGUAUGACAACAAUUCCAUUACUCGUACUUUUAGGAUUAGAUUCGAACGUCAAAGAAGAUGGAAAUCAUUUAUGGCGAUUAAAACAUUUCAGUAAACCUGCCUAUUGUAAUUUAUGUUUAAAUAUGUUAGUCGGUUUAGGAAAAAAAGGAUUGUGUUGCGUUUUUUGUAAAUAUACUGUUCACGAAAGGUGCGUACAAAGAGCUCCGGCUAAUUGUAUAGCAACAUAUUCCAAAUCGAAAAAAACUCCGCAUUUAAUGGCUCAUCAUUGGGUAGAAGGAAAUUGUCACGGUAAAUGCUCAAGAUGUCGAAAAACUGUUAAAAGUUAUAAUGGAAUAACCGGAUUGCAUUGUAGAUGGUGUCAGUUGACGCUUCACAAUCGAUGUGCAAGUCAAGUCCCACCGGGUUGUACUCUCGGAGAGAACCGUCCACAUAUAAUACCUCCUACUGCCAUUUGUCCUGUUGUUUUAGACAGGCAAAGAUCUAUAUCAAAAGACCAACAAAGAAAAUCAAUACAUAGAUCCGAAAGUCAAACUCCUGUUUCCGACACAUCUUCCAACAGCAUCGCUCUCGGACAACCUAUGUCGUUUCAAAUAAAUCCGAUGGAAGGUACGAAACCAUUAGUAGUUUUUAUAAAUCCGAAAUCCGGCGGACGACAGGGUGCCAGAAUCCUACGAAAAUUUCAAUAUUUACUAAAUCCUCGUCAGGUUUAUAAUCUUGCCAAAGGUGGUCCCCUCCAAGGUCUUCAAUUAUUUAAAGACGUUAAAGAUUUUAGAGUUUUGUGUUGCGGGGGUGACGGAACCGUCGGAUGGGUUUUGGAAACAAUGGACAAAGUACAAUUCGAAUGUCAACCUCCCGUCGGAGUCAUUCCAUUGGGAACGGGAAAUGAUUUAGCAAGAUGUUUAAGGUGGGGCGGUGGAUACGAGGGCGAAGCCAUUUCUAAAUUAUUAAAGAAAAUAGAAAAAGCAUCCAUAGUUAUGUUGGACAGGUGGCAAAUUGACGUCACGGAAGAUCCUUCGGUAGAUCCGAAAGAAAUCGGAGAUCCCAUUCCUUAUAAUAUAAUAAAUAAUUAUUUUUCCGUUGGAGUUGAUGCUGCGAUUUGCGUGAAAUUUCAUUUAGAAAGGGAAAAAUGCCCGGAAAAAUUCAACAGCAGAAUGAAAAAUAAAUUGUGGUAUUUUGAAUUUGCAACAUCCGAAACUUUUGCCGCCAGUUGUAAAAAUUUACACGAAGACUUGGAAAUAAUCUGUGACGGAGUGUCAUUGGAUUUAGCAAAGGGUCAGUCCCUUCAGGGCAUCGCACUCCUCAAUAUUCCUUACACCCACGGAGGUUCGAAUCUAUGGGGUGACAAUAAUUCAAAGAAAAGAAGUUUUAACAAGAAACUGUCCACUACGAGUUUUACGUCGGUUGAUCUCAGUUUAGCUUAUCAGGACAUAGGAGACGGGUUGAUAGAGGUUAUCGGAUUGGAAAGUAGUUUGCACAUGGGUCAAGUACGAACGGGAUUAAGAGCAUCCGGAAGAAGGUUGGCUCAAUGUUCCCACAUCGUUAUUAAAACUAAAAAAAGAUUCCCGAUGCAAAUCGACGGAGAACCGUGGAUGCAAAAUCCCAGCACCAUACGAAUUACCCAUAAAAAUCAAGCUCCCAUGUUAAUGGCUCCUCAACCCGAGAAAAAAAAAGGAAUUUUUAGUUUUUUCAAAAAGUGGCAUAAUUAA